Messenger RNA from Puccinia graminis f. sp. tritici CRL 75-36-700-3, 2120 nucleotides. RefSeq lists its product as uncharacterized. Gene Ontology annotation, molecular function: metal ion binding. The record is from RefSeq and is a predicted model, not a curated record. Bases 105 to 1742 code for a protein of 545 amino acids. The transcript is spliced from 3 exons. NCBI's taxonomy places the organism in Eukaryota, Fungi, Basidiomycota, Pucciniomycetes, Pucciniales, Pucciniaceae.
CUUGAGUUGGUGGUAGUUGACCGUGGUACCCCCCGGGGAUGGUGGCAGUCAUGUAAACAGUCGAGCAGCAGUUCGGCCCGAGUGCUGUGCAAAGGAACUUCAAGAUGAACCAACAACAACAACAACAGCACUAUCGACCAUACACACCAUCAUCAGCAUCAGCAUCACCAUCACCAUCAAAUAUCAAACGAAACAACUCACCAGCAUCCAGAACAACAACAACAACACCCACUGACACCCCUACCAACAGAUCACCAUCAAACCUCAAACUCAACCAGGUACCAUUCCGAUCAGGCUUUCAACCCAAGGGUGUCUAUCGUGAUCGGACCGAAGAACUGAUCACUGCCAGGAACUCAAGACAAGAAUCUAAGAGACUCGAGGAAGCUAGACUCCAGAAACGACUAGAGAAAUUAAUCCAACUGCAUUUCCCAGCAGAAAACAAUCAACAAUCAGCCACACAGGAUGGCCAACAAGAUCAAAACCAGCCAUCCCUCAUCAAUCUAUCACAGAAACUGAUCGGGAUCGUCAAACAUGUGGGUCAUGAUCGGGGAGAGUUUGGAGGGAUCAAUCUAGUAGGGCAGAAUGGAAGCAUCCGAGCCCAAGAGCAGAGGAUCGUACGAUGGCAGGAGGAUGGAGAGGUGAAAGAAUGCAAGUACUGUCAGACCGCAUUCGGGCUACGGAUUCGGAAGCACCAUUGCAGACUAUGCGGCUCGGUCGUCUGUUUCUCACCGCCAUGGACGACUGGUCAACGCGAGCGAUGUUCGACGAUGAUCCGGUUCGAGUGGGAGAGAGCGACGGAGAGUCGGACGGAGAAGGGAAUCCACGGAAGAAUCAUCCAGCUCUCCGAACAGGAGAUGGGCAUCGUCGACGACCCCCACUCCGUCCUCGACCUCAUCUCCUCUUCCUCCACUAACCCCGUCCCGGCUCACAUCCCCCCUAAACCUCGAAAGGGCGUCCGCGUCUGCUCCCAUUGUCUCGCUAUCAUCCUCAGGCGUCAGGCUAUGACUUAUCCCCCCAAAAUCCCUGACUACAUCCAUCUCUAUGCGAGCCUGAAACGAAUCCAAGACGAAAUCGAAAAAGCAAUCCCUGAUUUCCAAGAGCUUUUAUCGAGCUCCAAACAUCCGAAUUCGAACUUGAACCCAUCUUCGACGAGUGAUCUGCCGAUCAAGCUCCUGACGAUCCGCCGCAAGCUAUUGACGAACCUGUCGUUAUUCGACGCGCAUUCGAAGAAGCUGAUCGGACAAGUCGCGAGACGGGAGGGUGAGAACGGCUCGGAGGCCCGCUUGGUCAGCGCAAUCACGACGAGGGCGGGCCUGUUCCUGCGGGACCACAUGAGUCUGAUCCGUUCCUUAGGCCUGCUCGAAACCCAACCCACUCCUCAGCCAAAACCUUCUUCUUCUACUACUACCACUACUAUGAGAGCUACUAGACCAAGACCUUCUUCGUCAUCCUCCUUACCAACCAGUCUGCCUCAACCUAAUCCUCUCGCCUCAACUCCUCCCAAUAAACUUCACAUCAAAAACCUUAGCAUCUCCUCUGAGACUAAUCAUUCCAUUCAUUCUCAGGAAGAUACUCAUCACAUUCUCGUCCAACUUAACGUCCUCCUCGAACAAGAAAAUCGCAUCGAAGGCUUCCUGGCUCUUGCCCAAUCUAAACGCCAACUCGAAGACGUCGCUAGUCUCAAAUCUUCCCUAGACGAUCUGAGAGAAGAAAUUGCAAAUUUGAAGAAAUCUCUUUUAUGAUCUCUUUCUCUUCAUUACUAACAAACAGACCAACCUCUACAAUACAUCCUAUCGUGGGAGUUUUCAUUACACUACUUUCAUACAUACAGUACACACACAUUUCUUUUUUUUUUUUGUUCAUGCAUUACAACACCCAUAGACACAUCUUCAUUUUUUUUUUGUUGGAUUCAUUUUUAUUGUCUCUUCUCCCUUUUGUUGGUUCAAAUUUUGUUCACAUUAUAUUGUACUAGGACUUGAUAAAAUUUUAUAUUUAUCAGAUUAGAUGUAGUUGUGUUCAUGAUCUGUUUUUGCAUAAUUUUCCAACAUCAAACAAUCAAGGUGACCAGGUUUUUUGUUUUCGGGAAAGUAUCAAGGACAGAAGAAAAAAAAAGACAGUCA